Molecule: messenger RNA, 1216 nt
Organism: Photinus pyralis (common eastern firefly)
Lineage: Eukaryota; Metazoa; Arthropoda; Insecta; Coleoptera; Lampyridae
Product: phospholipase A1-like
Exons: 3
Coding region: 142-1155 (337 amino acids)
Molecular function (GO): lipase activity
Source: RefSeq, a predicted model, not a curated record
UAUCGGUUCAUUUCAAAUAUGUAUGCCUAGCAAUAAAUUACAAACAUCAAAAACAAUUGCGUAAUUCUAGAAAUGCAAUAAAUUGCGCGAUUCCAUAAUAGACAGUUGAAAUUUUUGCUUUCCAAGGCGUAUACAAGUAAAAUGGCAACACUCUACAUAUUAUCUUUUUCCACGUUAUUAGUGGCAGUUUGCAGCAAAAUGUGUGGUCGGACUAGUGUAGAAUGCCUAGAUCGAGUACGAAACGGACUAUUGGCUUUAGCUCAAAAUAACUGCACCAAUGAUGAUGGUAUCCUCACACAGUAUUGGUGGCACAGUACCACAAGUGCAGUACAGAUAAAUUCCGUUACUGAAAUUGAUACAGUAAAGCCGAUUAUUUUCCUGUUGCACGGUUGGGGCGGAUCAAAGGAUGUAGAUUAUAUACAAGUUAUAAGGGACGCGUACCUGAAAAGGUACCAAUCAAGUCGUACAAUUAUUACUCUUGAUUUCGGUAUGUACGUUACUGGCUCAGGUAUUUUGUCGUACGCUAACGCAUACUGCAAUGCGCCGGCGGUUGCGAUUGGUUUUGGCAAUUUCAUAUGCAGUCUAGUUGCAAAUGGGGUAAGCCCCAAGAACAUACACGUGGUCGGGCAUUCCCUAGGAGCACAAAUUUCCGGAAUGGCGGGCGCCUAUGUGCAAAAAAAUUGCAAAUUCUCCGUGGCGAGGAUUACGGGGCUUGAUCCUGCGAGUAUUGGAUACCUCUGUAUAAAUCCAAACGAAUGUAGAUUGGAUGAAACCGACGCAGACUUUGUUGACGUUAUCCACACUAACGCGGGGGGUUAUGGGACCACGUUGAACUCCGGUGAUGAUGAUUUCUAUGUUAAUAAUGGCAUCGCACAACCAAACUGCCUUGAUUUGAAUAUUGAUUUUACCCAAGUAUCUUCAGACCCUCUUUCUGUUGUACUUAAACCAGUGUCUUGCAGUCACCAACGCAGUUGCUACCUUUUUGCAGAGAGCAUUCUUGCAAAUAGCUUUCCGACACGAUCUUGUUUUCCACUAGCUUCAAAUGUACUUUAUAUGGGAGAGUACUGCAAGCCGGAACUAGGGACCAGAAUGUGUAGAGUUAGUACAAGUGCACAGUCACCUUACGGUCUUGGUCCAAACGGUCCAUUGAAUUAAUUUUUGAAUGUUUUUCUGUAAUCAAGUUAAGAUUUUAAAUAAUAAACACAAUAGCGAAUUA